Messenger RNA from Lagenorhynchus albirostris (white-beaked dolphin), 6040 nucleotides. It is a transcript of the gene ZNF862, whose product is annotated as zinc finger protein 862. The record is from RefSeq and is a predicted model, not a curated record. Gene Ontology annotation, molecular function: protein dimerization activity. The coding region runs from base 261 to 3740 and encodes 1159 amino acids. Gene Ontology annotation, biological process: regulation of DNA-templated transcription. Lineage: Eukaryota; Metazoa; Chordata; Mammalia; Artiodactyla; Delphinidae. The transcript is spliced from 9 exons.
ACCGCCCCCUCUGCCCAGGGACAGCCGGUUCCGGGCCGCGCUCCCUCCCCGCCGGGGCGCCCUCCCCUCCGGGGGUCCCGGUCCCCAAGGUGGUCGCGGCUACGGCAUCCUCAGGCCAGGCCGCGGGGGGAGGGGGCGGCCUGGAGGCCGUGGCGGGGUCAGCACGGGCCACCGAAAGCAGGGCCGUGGAGCCCAGGGAGUCGGGGAAGGCUCCUGUGACGUUUGAUGACAUCACGGUGUAUUUGCUUCAGGAGGAGUGGAUGCUGCUGAGUCAGCAACAGAAGGAGAUCUGUGGUUCUGAUGAGCUGGCGGCACCACUGGGACCAACUAUUGCCAACCCAGAGCUGUUCUAUAAAUUUGAGCGAGGGCCAGAGCAGUGGCUAGCCAAGGUCCAGGGCCAGAGGAGUCUCUUGAGCCUCCACCGAGGAAAAAACAAGAUGGGCUUCAUGGAAGAAAUGGACAUGCAAAGUCCCGCCAGAGAAGCUGGACUCUACCUGCCUCCUCAGAAGAAAGCCUGUCCUUCGCAUUUCAGCUCAGAGGGUGGCAGCCUCCAGGGAGACUGCACAGGAAGGAGCAGAAAACCCUUGAGACCCCGGUCCAUCCAGAAGGCAUGGUUUGCGCAGUUCCCGUGGUUGGUCAUGAACGAGGAGCGGACGGCUCUCUUUUGCUCGGCUUGCCGGGAGUACCCAUCCGUCAGAGACAAACGGUCAAGGUUAAUAGAAGGUUACACAGGACCAUUCAAGGUGGAGACUCUCAAAUACCACGCCAAGAGCAAGGCCCACGUGCUCUGUGCCAAGGCCUUGGCAGCUCGGGACCCCAGCUGGGCAGCCCGUUUCCGGAGCAUCCACGAUGUGUCCAAAGAGGUGCUGGCCAGUCCGGGACACCUCUUCACUGCAGAUUACCCCAUACGUUACCCCCCAGGGCCUCAGGGGAUCUAUGAUAACAUGGUCCAGCUCCUGCCCAGCUCGAGAGCUGCACUGGAGGACCCUGGAGGGCGUGGAGCAAUUCCUGCAUUGUACCUAGACUGCAUUCCUGAUUUCAGGCAAAAAGAAAUUGCUGAUGACAUCCGCAGCUCCUCAGACGUUAACAUUUUGUGUAAUGACUCACCUGAACCCCGUGGCCAGGAUCCUUCUGAAGAGGGGCUGUUUGAGGAGGUUCCCGUGGUGUUUGAGGAUGUGGCGGUGUAUUUCACCCGGGAGGAGUGGGGCACGCUAGACAAGCGGCAGAAGGAGCUGUACAGAGACGUGAUGCGGAUGAAUUAUGAGCUGUUGGCAUCCCUGGGGCCUGCUGCUGCCAAACCAGCCUUGAUCUCAAAACUGGAGCGGAGAGCUGCACCCUGGAUCCAGGACCCGAACGGGCCAAAGUGGAGGAAAGGCCGUCCUCCAGGGAAGAAGACGACGGUGGCCAUUAGAGAGGCACACACACAGGCCUCGGCUGAAGAAUCUGCACUGCUCCCAGCUCCUGCCAUGGAGACGUGCACCUCCUACCGCAAUCCCAGCCUUUGUGAAGUAGAAGCAGAUGGACGGAGGAAAAUCAAGAGGACUUACAGACCCCGCUCAAUUCAGAGGUCGUGGUUUGGGCAGUUCCCAUGGUUAGUAAUUGACCCCAAAGAGACCAAGCUCUUCUGCUCAGCUUGCAAAGAAAGACCUAGUCUCCACGACAAAUCAUCCCGGUUAGUCCGAGGUUACACGGGUCCUUUUAAAGUGGAGACUUUAAAGUACCAUGAAGUCAGCAAAGCACACAAGCUCUGUGUCAACACCGUGGAAGUCAAGGAAGACACCCCACAGGCCGCCCUCGUCCCCGAGAUCUCCAGUGACCUGAUGGCCGACAUGGAGCACUUUUUCAAUGCCGCCUAUUCCAUCGCGUACCACUCGAGGCCCCUGAACGACUUUGAGAAGAUCCUGCAACUCCUCCAAAGCACUGGGACCGUGAUUUUGGGCAAGUACCGAAAUCGCACCGCCUGCACUCAGUUCAUCAAAUACAUCUCCGAGACUCUGAAGAAGGAGAUCCUUGAGGAUGUCCGGAACUCCCCGUGUGUGAGCGUGCUGCUGGACAGCGCCACAGACACCUCCGACCAGUCCUGUGUGGGCAUUUACAUCCGCUACUUUAAGGGGAUGGAGGUGAAGGAGUCUUACAUCACUCUGGCCCCACUCUACAGCGAGACGGUGGAUGGAUACUUUGAGACCAUCAUCUCUGCCCUGGACGAACUGGACAUCCCCUUCCGGAAGCCUGGCUGGGUAGUGGGCCUGGGAACCGAUGGCUCAACCAUGCUGAGCUGCAGAGGAGGUCUGGUGGAGAAGCUCCAGGAGAUCAUCCCCCAGCUGCUGCCGGUGCAUUGUGUGGCCCACCGGCUACACCUGGCCGUGGUUGACGCCUGUGGAGGCAUCGACCUGGUCAAGAAGUGUGACCGGCACAUCCGAACCGUCUUCAAGUUCUAUCAGUCCUCGAACAAAAGGCUGAAUGAGCUGCAGGAAGGCGCGGCCCCGCUGGAGCAGGAAAUCAUCCGCCUGAAGGACCUGAACGCUGUCAGGUGGGUGGCCAGCAAGAGGCGCACGCUGAGUGCGCUCAUCGUGAGCUGGCCCGCCCUGGCCAGGCACCUGCAGAGCGUGGCGGAAGCAGGCGGCCAGGCCGGGCACAGGGCCAAGGGCGUGCUGAAGCUGAUGAAGGGCUUCCACUUCGUCAAGUUCUGCCACUUCCUCUUGGACUUCCUGAGCACCUGCCGGCCGUUGUCCGAGGUGUGCCAGAAGGAGGCGGCGCUGAUUACGGAGGUGAAGUCCGCGCUGGGCCGGGCCUGUGCAGCACUGGGCACCCUCCGCCACCGGGCAGGGCCCGGAGAGGAGGCGUUCAAUGCCGGCUUCAGGGAUGGGCGGCUCCACGGCAUCUUCUUGGACAGAAUGGAGAUGGCAGAACAGCGGUUCCAGGCGGACAGGGAGCGAAUGAUCCUGACUGGGAUUGAAUACCUCCAGCAAAGGUUUGACGUGGACCGUCCCCCUCAGCUCAAGAACAUGGAGGUGUUUGACGCCAUGGCCUGGCCAAGUGGGAUGGAACUGGCCGGUUUUGGGAAUGAUGAUAUUCUUGCCCUGGCCAGAUAUUUUGAACUCUCACUGCCCCCAGGAUACAGCGAGGAAGCACUGCUGGAGGAGUGGCUGGGCCUGAAAGCCAUCGCCAAGAACUUGCCAUUCUCCAUGCUGUACAGGAACGCCCUGGCCCAGGACUGCCGCUUCCCCCUGCUCAGCAGGCUCGUGGCAGUGGUGGUCUGUGUGCCCGUCUCCACCUCCUGCUGUGAGCGCGGGUUCAGUGCCAUGAACCGGAUCAGGACCGAUGAGAGGACCAAGCUCUCCAACGAGGUGAUCAACAUGCUCAUGAUGACAGCGGUGAAUGGUGUGGCGGUCGCAGAGUACAACCCCCAGCCCGCCAUCCAGCACUGGUACCUGACCUCCUCGGGUCGGCGUUUCAACCACGUCUACACCUGUGCCCAAGUGCCACCCCACUCCCACACAAGGGCGGGGCUCAGGAAGGAGAAGAUGGGAGCGCUCCGUGUGGAGGAGGCCGUGACCCAGAAGCCGCCCAUCCCGUCCUACAGGGAACCCAUGGAGGUCCUGACGGACUGCGUCCUAGAGCCGUGCCACGGACUCCUGUGUCCCCACCCCAGCCAAGAGGCCCUGGGCUGUCCUGAUAAAGCGCUCCUUGGCAGUAGAGAAGCCAAGUGCCUGCUGGUGCCCCAGCUGCCACAGGACUGAUGGAUGACAGCGCCUCCAGCUCUGAAAGAUGGCCCUCAGGCUGCAGAGUGGACUUGGCUGCCUUCAGCCCUUGUCCUUGUCCCUUGCCACCCAAGUCCUUAUUACGGGAAGAGGUGCUCUCUCAACGUGCCCUCAGCAUAAUGGUCUAGUCCACUCUUCCCAAAGUUGCUCUGGGGACCAGCUUGGGAAUCACUAGGGGUGUCUGUUUAAAUCUGUUUCGCCCCAGACCCACCUGAUCAGAUCCCCGGGACUGUUUCCAGCAAGGCCCUCCAGGAACUUUGUGGGCUCACUCAGCAUGAGAACCACCACCCUGGCGGCAGAGAAGGGUGUCCCACGCUAUUUGGUUCCCGUUUCCCUCCCUGCAUCAGCCCAUCUCCUCUUCCACCCGGAAGUAAAGCACUUUUCCUUCCAGGGCAGCUGCUUUGGGCAGGUUCCUAGGCUGCUCAUCCGGCUGAGGACGAUGUAGUGUCUGGGUCCCACCUUCCUAACCACAGGUGGGAAACGAGGGGAGGUUAGAGGGAAGGGCUUCUUUGCCGCUGCCUUUCUCUUGUUUUAGACGGGCAGGAAGUAGUGCUCCGUCCUGGCCAUGCUGCCUGGCCCUAGGUGGGGUCCCUGCUCUGUGAUGCAGGUCCAAGUGGCCUGGCCCUCAAGCAGCCAUCUGUCCACUUCCCACUCCUAGAAGGUGCCGAGAGCCCCUGAGAUGCUGGUAGCGAGUGUCUCACUGUCUGGCAGAACCCCUGCUUCCCAGUGUCUCUGACUCUCCCUUCCCAGCACCCCACCCUUAGCACUUAGCCUUAGCGCCAUCGCUUUCCUGUUUUCUUCAGCUUCGAGCCAGGAAUUCUGUUUUCGCUUUCUGCCGUUUCACCUGUGGCACUGUCUCCCUGACAGCCCCGUGUUCUGGGGGCUGAGGUGUACCACGGGCCCUUAGAGCUUGAACCCUGGCGGUGUUAAUCCACAUGGCCAAGAUGGAGCCCAGGCCUCCCUCCCCCAUUCGCAUAGGUCACCGUGGGGAGUUCAGGAAUCUGCACUAGGCCAGGCACCGCGGGUAUGAGUUGGUGGGAUGGAAGGGAGGAGGGCCCGUUAAAGUGGGCCCCCCCCACCCUAUCCAUAGCGAUUCAGAUUGAGGUGACUUUCUCGUAGGCAUCCUCCCCAUGGCACCUUCUGUCCUUUAAGAAUCCUCAGAGCAAGAGGCUAGUCCUGCGAGCAGCGCCGUGCCUGAGUGCCACACGCACGAUUCCCUGUGCGAGUCUAGUCGUGGAGGUGGAGGCCAGCUAGGGACGCCCCAGCCUCUCCACAUCUGUGCUCUGAGGAAGCCUCCGAUGCCAGCUCGUGAGAAACUUGGGCCCCUUGGCGGCGGGGGCGGGGGGUGACUGAAAAUGCUAUUUGUCACAGGGAUUUGCACUACCCGCUUUCUCGAGGGGCACAGGCAUGCCCUGGGUCCCCUCUGUUCGCUAAUGGCAGAGAGGACGCUGACCAUUUUGUGCAGGACCCCAGGCUGAAGCUUGGUGAGACCCCUUGCCCAAGCUGACAUCUCAUUUUGUUUCAAGAGACUUGCAGCAUUUCAGACCCCAGGGCCUGGAGACCCUGUUGUUGGAGAGCCUUCCUAUUUUUGCCUCACAAAAAAACAAGCUGAAGGGCAUUGGGGAUGGAAGGAGCAAGCUCUUUGCCUUUGGCCAGAGUCCUAGCCAUGCCUCCACCCUCGUUCCCUACCUGUGAUCUCCAUAGACAUGCCCACAGGGCUGACAUUCUGAGUGACCAGCAUUUUAACUGACAGUUUGAGUUCGAUAGCCAUAGAGACCAGGUGGGAAGGAGGGGUCCCGACCCCCUGUUCUAGCCAGACGCGUUGGAGUGUAAUCUACUCCAGACACUUCGCUUCCCUCGAAGCGCAGGAUCAGUUCCCAGGGUGCUAAGUAUUUAGCAGGACAGUGUGAAGAUGGGCCGUUUCCCUCAUCCAAGUGGCUGACGAGGUCACCCCAGGUAAUUGGCCCAGGGAUGUUCUCUCCUCCUCUGGUUUCAAAGAUGUGCAAAACAUGGUUUAAAAAACCAUGUCUGGGUCUUCCCUGGUGGCGCAGUGGUUGAGAGUCCGCCUGCCGAUGCAGGGGAGGCGGGUUCGUGCCCCGGUCCGGGAAGAUCCCACAUGCGGUGGAGCGGCUGGGCCCGUGAGCCAUGGUCGCUGAGCCUGCGCGUCCGGAGCCUGUGCUCCGCACCGGGACAGGCCACAACAAUGAGAGGCCCGCUUACCGCAAAAAAAAAAAAAAAAAAACCAUGUCUGAUUCUCAACCUUUUUCUAUUUGAAUAAA